Molecule: messenger RNA, 3672 nt
Organism: Sinocyclocheilus grahami
Lineage: Eukaryota; Metazoa; Chordata; Actinopteri; Cypriniformes; Cyprinidae
Product: BDNF/NT-3 growth factors receptor-like
Exons: 13
Coding region: 41-1828 (595 amino acids)
Biological process (GO): cellular response to brain-derived neurotrophic factor stimulus; trans-synaptic signaling by neuropeptide, modulating synaptic transmission; positive regulation of neuron projection development
Cellular component (GO): plasma membrane; axon; signaling receptor complex
Molecular function (GO): brain-derived neurotrophic factor receptor activity; ATP binding; brain-derived neurotrophic factor binding
Source: RefSeq, a predicted model, not a curated record
AGUUCUCCCCACUGUGACUCUCAAACCCUCUAAAGUGACCAUGCAGAAAGGGUUAAAUGUGACGCUGGUGUGCAACACCUCAGGAAUGCCAACACCGACUCUGAACUGGACCACCUGCAAAUUAAAUUCAACGUACGAGCAGGAGCGCUCAGGUCAGAUGUCAGAGUUCAGACUUGUGAAUGUCUCUUCCCUGGACAACGGAUGCAAAAUCGCCUGCAGGUCUGAAAACAUGGUGGGAGAGGCUGAGGCCUCUGUGGAUCUGGACAUACUGUUUUCACCUGUAAUCAGCAAGCUGAUGGAUGCGAUCUCGGACCACCACUGGUGCAUUCCCUUCAGCGUGUCGGGCAACCCAGAGCCUAAACUGAGCUGGUUAUUAAACGGCAAACCCGUGGAGGAGGGUCCCUUUAUCCGCACCAUGGUCCACGAUUACUCAGAGGGCGAGUACCACGGCUGCUUACACCUGGACAGUCCCACACACAUCAACAAUGGAAAAUACACGCUGCUGGUCAGUAAUACAUACGGAGAGGACCGCAAGGCAGUAUUCGCGCAUUUCAUGCAUGAGCCGUGGAACGAAUCAGUUACUGAUCCGCUGUAUUAUGAUCCCACUACAGAUGACACUCCUCUUGGACCGCCUGAGGACAAAGUCGCUGUGUACGUGGUCGUGGGAAUUGCGGCGGUCACAUUCACAGGCUUCAUCUUGAUGCUCGUCAUUCUGAAGUUUGGACGCAACUCAAAGUUUGGAAUCAAAGGUCCUUCCUCAGUCAUCAGUAAUGAUGAUGACUCCGCCAGUCCUCUUCAUCAUGUGUCCAAUGGCUCUAACACACCCUCGUCCUCUGACAUGAACGCGGAUGCCGUCAUCAUUGGCAUGACCAAGAUUCCCGUCAUAGAGAACCCGCAGUACUUCCGCAGCACCAGCAGUCUGCUCAAAUCUCAUACAUUUGUUCAGCACAUUAAGAGGCACAACAUUGUACUGAAGAGGGAACUCGGAGAAGGAGCGUUUGGGAAAGUGUUUCUGGCCGAAUGCUACAACCUGUCCACAGAUCAGGAGAAGAUCUUAGUGGCUGUCAAGACUUUGAAAGAGGCCAGCGAGAACGCCAGGAAGGACUUCCAUCGUGAAGCUGAGUUGUUGACUAAUCUGCAGCACGAACACAUCGUCACAUUCUACGGAGUGUGUGUUGAGAGCGAUCCACUUAUUAUGGUGUUUGAGUACAUGAAACACGGCGACCUCAACAAGUUCCUUAGGGCUCAUGGUCCUGAUGCAGUCCUGAUGGCUGAUGGACAGGUGCAGCAGCAGGCAGAGCUCACUCAGUCUCAGAUGCUGCAUAUUGCACAGCAGAUCGCCGCAGGCAUGGUGUAUCUGGCUUCCCAGCACUUUGUUCACAGAGACCUGGCCACACGAAACUGCCUAGUCGGGGAGAAUCUCCUGGUGAAGAUCGGAGACUUUGGGAUGUCCCGAGAUGUCUACAGUACGGAUUACUAUCGGGUUGGAGGCCAUACCAUGCUGCCAAUCCGCUGGAUGCCACCAGAAAGUAUCAUGUACAGGAAGUUCACCACGGAGAGUGACGUUUGGAGUCUGGGAGUAGUGCUGUGGGAGAUCUUUACCUAUGGUAAACAGCCCUGGUACCAACUGUCAAAUAAUGAGGUAAUUGAGUGUAUCACCCAAGGUCGUGUACUGCAGCGACCCCGGACCUGUCUGAAGGAGGUGUAUGAUUUAAUGCUGGGAUGCUGGCUGAGAGAACCGCACACCCGACUCAACAUUAAAGAGAUCCAUAACCUGCUCCUCAACCUGGCCAAGGCAUCACCGGUGUAUCUGGACAUCCUGGGAUAAGAGCGCACGUGCCAUGCGUGGGACUGCGAUUGGAUUCCUGAAACUGCCCCCUCCUCUAUCUCACCCAAAAUCUCUUUCUUCUACAGCUUUAACAUCUCCUUCCUUGUCCACCUCCUCGUCAACUGCACCAACUUCUCAAUAUGAAAUGGAAAUGGGAUGUUGUCCAUGUACAAUGACUACGAAUGAUGUAUUUCUGAACAAAAAUGGAUUGAAUGGAAAGAGCCGCAUUGAAGUGACUAUAGUUUAGUUACUAAGAAUACAAUUUUCAACCAUUCUCAACUUCUGGAGCAAGUUCACACCUGUAAAUUCCAUUUUGGGAAAAAUGCAUUCGGGACUUGAGGAAGGGCGUCCCUCUUAAUAACAAAGAGGAAACAGCAGCUCCAUAAACAAUGACCAAACACAAAUGUGAGGAGAAGUAAACAACUUUUAAGCCCAUCAGAUUCCAGUCGGCUCCCACCUGUUACAUCCUUAAUCCGAUACAAAGCACAGAACCUGAAAUUAGCAUGGUGACCAACAGUGACAAACUGCGACUAUAUCUAAAUGUAUACAUGUCUGUUUAUGGAACUGGACGCUACCAAUGUAGUUUCACAGUUGAGCGACUUUAAUUAAAAGCUUCUGGACGCUGACAGGAUGUUGUUGCUGCCGAUCUCAUCUGAAAUGGAGAAGUAACUCACUAAAAUGUGUCUAUAACAUAGGCGUUAUUUAUAGUGAGACACGUACCCACCACUUUUUCCAGGGCCAAUUUUGUCCAUCCAUUUCCACCAACUUUGUCCCACCACUUUAUGAAAUAGUUUAGGGUUAUGACGAGUGCAGUGGACAUGUCUCCAAUUGUCGAGCAAAGGUUUCAAUUUUGUUAAAAUGAGUAGCGAUCUGGUGAUGGAAUUAGUUAUGAUUUUCUGACAUUUCUAUACAUAAUGUCACAUUUUACUUUUGACUUGAGCACAUACUCUACUACUGACCUGAUUUCCAGAUCAAUGCUUCAUAUUUAUAAGAUCAUUAUUAACCUUAUUAAUGUUCAUAAGCUAAGCCUUCACCAUUUUGUGAUGUUACAACCAGCAUGUCUGUUUUCUGCCCCUGUGCCCACCACAAAAUCAACGCUAUGUCUUCAGGUUUGUACACGACAUGUGCUACGGAGGGCUAGAUGGAGUCAUUUGAGAGUACCGUCAGCUUGCAUUUCUUACAGGAGCUUAAUUACACAAAGUGGCCGAUUAUGAUGGUGCGGGCUAAAUUACGACCUUUGCUUUCUCUCAUUCUCGAUCGCCAUGUUUUACUACUGAGUGGAAGCACUAAUGUAGUACUCAAGCUUGCUUGGUUGUGCAACUGCUAUAGUGUAAUAUAUAUUUCAUUACAGGACAAAUGUCUUCUAUUAGCAGCAACUCCCUCUAGACUCAUAUGCGCUAUCAGUGGGGAAAAGAGGAGAGACAGGAGGGGACAGGAUGGAGAGAAUGAGACGAGGGGAGGAAAAUAAUGUUAAACAGAGAUAAACAUGAGUCACCUCACUAAAACCCACAUUUCUUCUUCCUUUUAUUGUACAUAGAUGAUUAUAACUAUUUAUUACUAUAGAGAUCCUAUCCCAGCAUCCUUUUUGUUUGAGUUCAUUAUUGCACUGUCAAUCCCUCUCCUAUUGGAGACUUUGCACACUGGACUCAAUGGCAUGAAUUUGUGAACACAAAUCUUCAGUUUUUGAGCGAAAAGUCCCAAAAAUUGUUUACACAAGGAAUUAGUUUAUUAAUUAAUUUAUUUUUUGGAAAUAAGAAUUGUAAUCUUUAAGAUAUGUAACUUUUUAAAACAAAUUUAUUUUGUACUUAAUGUGAAGCACAUUUGUUUUUGACUUUUGCCUGUAA